Echinococcus granulosus is the source of this 1107-nucleotide messenger RNA. Its product is annotated as 2-acylglycerol O-acyltransferase 2-A. The transcript has 4 exons. Gene Ontology annotation, molecular function: diacylglycerol O-acyltransferase activity. The coding region runs from base 1 to 1107 and encodes 368 amino acids. Gene Ontology annotation, cellular component: endoplasmic reticulum membrane. Gene Ontology annotation, biological process: triglyceride biosynthetic process. Lineage: Eukaryota; Metazoa; Platyhelminthes; Cestoda; Cyclophyllidea; Taeniidae. The record is from RefSeq and is a predicted model, not a curated record.
AUGGCUAAGGAGAUGGGGUGGUAUGAUCAUUCCGUGUUUUACCGCUUUCGUGCUCGAGUUUCUGUCUUCCUCUUCGGCUGUUCAAUUGUUCUCCUCCCAAUCCUAUGUCUCAUAUACUAUACAAGGCUGUUUGUCUACCCACUCUUCCUAAUGACGUUUGGUCAUCCUAUUGCUGAUGCGUACAGCUGUUACUGCUUUCUAGUCUUUCUGCUUUACACCAUUCAUUGGAUCUGGGAUGUCGAAACACCGUAUCGAGGAGGACGCCGUGUAAUGUGGAUAACGAGACUCGCCUUGUGGAAGUGGGUGACGCAGUACUUUCCAGCUCGUUUAGUGGUAUCGAAGGAACUGGAGAGGUGGGCGAGGGAGCAGGGUCAAGAAGUGGGUGAAGAGGGUGCAGCCAUACAACUGCCUACCUCCGUUAACUACCUCUUGGGAUACCAUCCGCAUGGACCGGUGGCAAUGGGCAUGCUCAUGGCGUAUGGCAACGACUUGUUGAAUUUCUCUAAAGUAUUUCCGGACAUUAAAACACACAUAGCCACAUUGAACGUGCAUUACAAAGUUCCGUUCUACCGGGAAUAUGCUAUGCUCGGAGGCGGUGUCUCCGUCAGUCAAGAGAGCCUAAUCUACCUGUUGGAUAAAGAGGUGACGGGAAGAACGGGCAAUUUAGUAGCAGUCUCCGUAGGUGGAGCAAUAGAAGCUCUGGAAUCCCGACCAGGUCACUACGUCCUCAUGCUCAGUCGACGUCGUGGCUUCUUUCGCAUAGCCCUGAGAACGGGCGCCUACCUCAUUCCCUCCAUAGGCUUUGGGGAGACGAGUAUGUACGACCAGGUUGCUAAUCCCACGGGUUCUGCUCUGCGGAAGCUUCAAGACUGGUUCACGCACACCUUCACGCUGGCUCCUCCUCUCUUCUACUCUACUCGAGUCAUUCCAUACCGGAAACCGCUCACUGUAGUCGUCGGACGACCCAUAAUAUGCAGGCGAGUUCCUCAUCCAACAGACGAAGAGAUCGACAACCUCAGAGAGCAGUACAAGCAACAGCUGAGGGAGAUAUUCAACAGGUACAGACCGCUCUACGAUCCCACUGCAGAGGACAUUCGCUUUUACUGA